GUGAGCACUCAGCAAUUUUAUCUCACAAGUCAUUUUAGUUUAAUUUUGUAUUUCGAUGAAUUGAAACAUGAGAAUUAUACUUCUAUUAUUUACUGUUAUAAUUAGUUGUAAUAAAUUAAGCACUGCUGAAAUAAAUGAUGUAAAAUGUGAUGCACAACUAGAAUAUUUUAAUGAGGCGUUAUCAAAACGCGAAAGGUGGUCAAUUGAUUUGCUGGAUUCAUGGUCAAAGUUCCAAUCAGGUGUGUCGUCCGGAAAUUUUGUAGAUUUAGGUCAUUUUGAUCAAUGUACACGGUUCGUCCACAACUCGAAAGACUCAAAUAUCGAUGUUAUUAAAGGACAACAUUGCAUGAUUUAUUAUCGAGCUACAGCAAAUGCAUCAACUCAUGAAAAUGAUGGAAUAUUUGAUUGGCGAGAAAUUGGAUCUGCAUUGCGUGAGAGAAAUUUGAGAUUAGGAGGUGCUGUCUGCAUGCCAGCAUCAUGUUCAACGACUAAAAUAAGACAAUUUGUUAACGAGACAGUUCUUGCAUCUGCUGAUUUGGUUAUCACAAACGAUUACGAUCAAUCAAUGUUCUGCAGUACAAAUGAGCCAAUUCCAUUUGAAACUAUUGACAUUGUUGCUAUAAUAAUUGCAUCGAUUUUCGUUCUGUUACUGAUAUCAAGCACGACAUAUGAGAUCUACAUGAUUCACAAAAACCAAACUCCAUGUGAGCUUUAUUCAGCCUUUUCAAUUUACAAGAAUGGCAAGAAAUUAUUUGACACAAAACGAGGACAUUCGAAAAGUAUCAUUCACUGCCUUCCAGGAUUAAGAACAUUUUCCAUGUUUCAAAUCAUGUUGGGUCACAGAUAUGGUUGGACUCGUGGCUUUCCAAAUAUAAAUACAAAUGAUUAUACUGCGAAUGGCAUAUGGCAGAAAACAAUUUGGUCGGCAAUAGUCAACAUUCAUCCGAUUGCAGUUGAUACAUUUUUUGUACUCGGUGGAUGCUUGCUGGCUCGGUCUAUUUUUAAUUCAAUUGAAAAAGGCAAAUUUAAUAUUCCAAAAAUGUAUUUGCAUCGUUACAUGCGCGUGAUGCCAGUUCUAGCAUUUUUAAUAUUAAUUGUGGUAUCGAUUUAUAAAAUGUUUGGUGAUGGACCAUUUUAUGAAUUUACAACGCGAGGAGCUCAAAUAGACCAUUGUAAACAAUAUUACUGGGCAGCACUGCUACACAUUCAAAAUUAUUACAAUCCUUUAGAGGGGUGCAUCCAGCCAUCGUGGUAUUUGAGUGCAGAUUUUCAUCUUGUUUUAAUCUCUCCGUUGGUGAUGUAUCCAGCUUACAAAUAUGGUUGGAAAUUCAUGUGGAUAUUUCCAUGCUAUAUAAUUGGAAUCGUUGCGUGGAUUUUCACAGCCUCAAUGAUACAUGAAUACAAGCCAGCACGACUUUUGAUGCCAUCUGAUGCUGGUCUGCAGUCUGCAAUAGAUUUUUAUUUUCCCACUCACAUCAGAUGUGGUCCUUGGCUGAUGGGAGUUAUGCUUGGCUACACAUUCUUUAAGCUGAAUGGGAGAAAGAUUAUUGUACCUAAACACUUGAAUAUUUUAUUUUGGAUCCUCACACUCACAACACUGAUUGGAGUUCUUAUUGGAAUGUGGCCAUUACAGAACUAUGAAAAUAGUCCACCUCAAGUUGUUCAUGCAUUAUUCUUUUCAUUACAACGCAACAGUUGGGGAUUAGCUAUAACGUGGAUUAUUUUUGCAUGUGAAAUGGGAUAUGGUGGGAUUGUUGGGAAAUUCUUAGAACUGCCAAUCUGGAGACCAUUAGGAAGAAUGUCUUUGAGCUUUUACCUAGUUCACACUUUAUACAUCACAGUUCAUGUUGGACGAGGACGAGUGCCUCACUUUUUUGACGAUGCAACAUUGUUGCACAUUUAUGCUGGCGAUAUCAUUGUGUCCACAAUAUUGGCAUCAAUUCUAUAUUUAACAUUCGAAGAGCCAUUCUUGAUUGUUGAAAAUUAUAUUUACAAAAGGAUUGAACAGAGAAGUGUCAAGACAAAAUCAAAUAAGGAAGAAGCUUAAACCAGGUGUAAAAACUUGCAAUCUUUAAAUCAAUUGUUGAUUGUUUGUAAAUAAAAUGUAAUCAAAAAGUAUUAUUGAGUCUAGAUUUUUAAUAAGCACACGCG
Chironomus riparius is the source of this 2151-nucleotide messenger RNA. NCBI's taxonomy places the organism in Eukaryota, Metazoa, Arthropoda, Insecta, Diptera, Chironomidae. The record is from the annotation of a GenBank genome assembly.